AUGGAUUAUGUGUUAGACUCUGUCAUUCCUUUAUUAUCAUUUCAAAUUCCAUUCAUUAAAAAAUAUGUUGGUGAUAUCAUCUUGGCUAUACCCAAUGACAAGGUAGAUGAACUAUUAAACACCUUCAAUAGUUAUGACCCCUACAUCCAGUUCACCAUAGAGAGGGAAGAUGGUAAUUGGUCCGUCCCCUUUCUCGACAUAAGGAUGAUCAGGGAAAAUAACAACAUUAAAAUAGAUUGGUAUCAAAAACCGACCCAUUCUGGUAGAUACCUUAACUACCACUCUUACCAUAAUAAUUCUACCAAAGUCAAUUUAGUCAAACAGAUGAAAAAUAGAGUAAUAAAACUAUCAGAUCCUUCUUUUCAUACAAAAAACCUACAAAUCCUACAGAAACUUUUCAUUUCAAAUGCCUAUCCAACACCAUUAGUAAAUAAGAUUUUGUUUAACACUGUCCAAAACGAGGGUACUUCACCUUCCUUCGCGACUAACAAUGCUGAUCCUGAUGUCUUAAGUGGGAACCCAGUCUCGGAUACUCCUAUAAACAAAUAUUUUUCAUUACCAUACUUCAGUGAUAUCACUCCGGGGUUAACAAGGAUUCUGAAAAGUGUUGAAAAUAGCUUUGGUAAUAACAAUAACAAUAUUAAACUUAAUGUGGCUUGUAGAUCAGCCCUAACAAUUAAUAAUCUUUAUUCUAAGAUCAAAGAUAAGACACCUAUAGAUAUGCUUAGUAACAUUGUCUACAACAUUCCAUGCCACUCUUGCAACAAUUCUUACAUCGGCCAAACCACUCAAUUAUUGAAAUCACGUAUCACACUACACAAAAGUGAUUCUCGACUUCACCCAGACCGUUGUGCUUUAGCCAAACAUGUACAUUCCACUGGUCAUCUCAUGAACUAUAAUAACACUACAAUUCUCCACCGCGAGAACAAUAAAUCGAAAAGAGAGUUCAUUGAAAUGUCAUAUAUUUUCCUUAACGAUUUUUCCAUCAAUGUUAAGAGUAACAUUAAGAAUCUAAGCAAUAUAUACCACUUCUUACUUAAAUCCGAUACCAAGAAAAGUGUAACAUCACAGAGAACUAACUUGACUGAUUUAUCCAUUAAUAACUAA
Diabrotica virgifera virgifera (western corn rootworm) is the source of this 1107-nucleotide messenger RNA. RefSeq lists its product as uncharacterized. The coding region runs from base 1 to 1107 and encodes 368 amino acids. NCBI's taxonomy places the organism in Eukaryota, Metazoa, Arthropoda, Insecta, Coleoptera, Chrysomelidae. The record is from RefSeq and is a predicted model, not a curated record. The transcript has a single exon.